This is a messenger RNA of Bemisia tabaci, 2099 nucleotides long. RefSeq names its product Synaptotagmin alpha (gene Sytalpha). Lineage: Eukaryota; Metazoa; Arthropoda; Insecta; Hemiptera; Aleyrodidae. Gene Ontology annotation, biological process: synaptic vesicle endocytosis; calcium ion-regulated exocytosis of neurotransmitter. The record is from RefSeq and is a predicted model, not a curated record. Gene Ontology annotation, cellular component: dense core granule; axon; exocytic vesicle. Gene Ontology annotation, molecular function: calcium-dependent phospholipid binding; calcium ion binding; phosphatidylserine binding.
UCAGGCCGCGCCACCCCUCUCCUCUCACCCCGCGUUCCCGUACGUCGGCCAGUCGCCUAACAUAUGGUCGGAUCCGAUCCGUGCGCUACCGAAAUUUCCGCUCUUCUCCCCCCCUAACUCGCCUGACGUCAUCCGCGACCCUCCCUUAACCCCCCUCCCCCCCUACACGUGGCCGAAAAGGAUUUUGGAUUUCGUCGUCAACGUGCGCAGGAUGCGAGUUCAUAGGACAAUUUCUGGAGUGGUUUAAUCAGUGGGGGAACAAGAUGAUUCCCUUCCUGAAACUGCCGGGUGAAUCGAGGCAAGAGGAAACCAGAUGACUGUAAGACCCGAGGAUAGAGGGCCUCCCCCAAACUCUCCGUCGCUGAGUAAUCUAAGCCGAGAACGAUUGCUAUCGAUCCCGAGGAGGGACCACGAGCGAUUUUGUCGUCCCUGAUUUCCAUCACCUAGUUUUUUCCAAGACCAUGGAUGUUGAGCACAACAUCAAUGGAGUAUCGUUGGCAGUUUACGCUUUCACAUCAUUCUUGCUUGUGCUUUUCGCCAUCACACUCAUCUAUGUGGCAUGUGCCAAGCGGUACAGACUCAACUGGUUCGAGAAGAAUCUCCUGGAAACGGCGGACACGGCUGAAAUGAAUGUCAGUCAGGAAGCUUUGAUGAUCGAAAGCGAACCAGGAAGCAGUCGAUCGCCCAGCCGCGAUAAAUUUUGGGUUCCGCAUAAUCUUCAGCGCCAGGCCAGCGUAGAAAAUUUCGACGAAUCUAGCGAUGAUAACUCGAUUCACGGCUCGGUCGUCUCGAGCAGGGCGACUCCUCCCCCGUCGACGUCCUCGCCGUACCCGACGACGUCGUCCGCGGCGGGGCCGGGGGCGGCGGGGGUGGCGUCCACGUCCACGUCCAGCGGGGCCGGGGUCGGGGCGGGGCCCUCCCUCUCCCCCUCGCUCCUGGCGACCUCCCCGCAGCCGCAGAGCGACCACCAGCCCUGCAUCGGCACCGACCGCCACAUCAUCCUCACCCCCGCACCCCCGAGACCCAAGGUCUCCUCCAUGCACACCAAACUCGAUUACCGAAAAAUCGACACUUCCCUCUACCAGAAGCCUCAAAAGUCGCUGAGCGAACCGGAGGAGUAUCGAGGAUCGGUACAUUUGACUAUUUUCUACGACCCUACCUCAGGAAACCUCUCAGUCAGACUAAUAGAGGCGCAAGAUCUUCAAGCCCGAGAUUUCAGCGGGACGGCAGAUCCGUACGCAAAAAUAAGACUGCUGCCCGACAAGGGGAAUGUCUGGCAAACAAGAAUCCAUCGGAAAACAUUAAAUCCAUUUUUUGAUGAAGACUUUGUGUUCGACGUGAAACCUACGACCAUUGCACGGAGGACUCUAGAAAUAAUUAUCUAUGACUUUGAUGCCUAUUCUAGGCAUUUAGCCAUCGGUGGAAUGAAGAUACCUUUAGCUCAAAUAGAUCUAGCGGAAAAAAUUGACUUUUGGAAAAAACUCACGCCGUGCGCUGAGCCAGAUGCAAAGGUUGAUUUAGGAGAACUCCGUGUGUCUUUAGCAUAUCUUCCCGGAGCCGAAAGACUUAAUGUGAAUAUAAUAGAAGCUAGGAAUUUAAGAGUAGUAGAUCUAACUCGAUCAUCGUCCGAUCCGUACGUGCGGGUGCAGAUCACGGGAGCGGAGAUGAAGGACAAGCGGAAGAAGAAGACGAGCGUGCAGCGGAACACGGUCUGCCCGGUGUUCAACGAGCUGCUCCACUUCUCGAUGAACCGGGAGACGCUGAGCAAGUGCAAAGUGGAGUUCACCGUCCAUCACGACGGCCUCCUCGGGACCUCGGAGCUCGGGCGCGCCGUCAUCGUGCCCGAACACGAGAAGUACAUCUUCAACGACAUCUCCAGCACCACCGACACCUCCAGGUGGCUCGCCCUCUCCGACUGAAACGAGCGCAACUCCUGGCCCAAAAGCCCCAGGGCCAAGUCACGUCACCGAUAAUAUGAGUUGAUAAGCUACGUUGAUAUCUACUAGAGUACCUGUAUAGCGACAGUAUAUAGACAGAUGUGAAACUCCGAAAAUCCAUCAGGCCUUCACCGAUGCCUCCGCGAAUAAAGUUAGGGCCCA